AUGCGCUGCCACCCCAUGCAUGGGCAGCACACACUCGCCCAUCCACCCGUGCAUCAUCCCAUCAGCCACCUCUCCUACCCCGUGCCUACCAUGCCUACCAUGCCUACCAUGCCUGCCAUGCCUACCAUGCCAACCAUGCCUACCAUGCCCGCCAUGUCUACCAUACCUACCAUGCCUACCAUGCCUACCAUGCCUACCAUGCCUACCAUGCCUGCCAUGUCUACCAUGCCUACCAUGCCUACCAUGCCUACCAUGCCUACCAUGCCUACCAUGCCUGCCAUGCCUACCAUGCCUGCCAUGCCUACCAUGCCUGCAAUGCCUACCAUGCCUGCCAUGCCUACCAUGCCUGCCAUGCCUACCAUGCCUGCCAUGCCUGCCAUUCCUGCCAUGCCUGCCAUGCCUGCCAUGCCUACCAUGCCUGCCAUGCCUGCCAUGCCUACCAUGCCUGCCAUGCCUACCAUGCCUGCCAUGCCUACCAUGCCUGCCAUGCCUACCAUGCCUGCCAUGCCUGCCAUGCCUGCCAUGCCUGCCAUGCCUGCCAUGCCUGCCAUGCCUGCCAUGCCUGCCAUGCCUGCCAUGCCUACCGUGCCUGCCAUGCCUACCAUGCCUGCCAUGCCUACCAUGCCUACCAUGCCUACCAUGCCUACCAUGCGUGCCAUGCCUACCAUGCCUGCCAUGCCUACCAUGCUUGCCAUGCCUACCAUGCCUGCCAUGCCUACCAUGCCUACCAUGCCUGCCAUGCCUACCAUGCCUGCCAUGCCUACCAUGCCUGCCAUGCCUUCCAUGCCUACCAUGCCUGCCAUGCCUACCAUGCCUACCAUGCCUACCAUGCCUACCAUGCCUACCAUGCCUGCCAUGCCUACCAUGCCUACCAUGCCUGCCAUGCCUACCAUGCCUACCAUGCCUACCAUGUCUGCCAUGCCUACCAUGCCUGCCAUGCCUACCAUGCCUACCAUGCCUGCUAUGCCUACCAUGCCUGCCAUGCCUACCAUGCCUGCCAUGCCUACCAUGCCUACCAUGCCUACCAUGCCUGCUAACCAACUAGCAUCACCCGAUACUGUAUGUGUCACCACGUGUGCCCAUGAGCCUGCUCCAUGUAUGAGCAUGCCUGUGUAUGUACACAUGGCAUGGCGCUAUGACUGCAAGUUUGGACCAACGGAGAAGGGGGUGGGGGCAGGCCACUGGUGUGUGCUGCUAUAG
Molecule: messenger RNA, 1200 nt
Organism: Closterium sp. Naga37s-1
Lineage: Eukaryota; Viridiplantae; Streptophyta; Zygnematophyceae; Desmidiales; Closteriaceae
Source: the annotation of a GenBank genome assembly